AAAUUUCAAUUAUAUAAAAUAACUGCAAGAUCCAAACAUAUAUACUUCUUUGUGGGACAGGACAAUUGGCAAUGACGAUUACUUACAAUUGGUGGAAAGACGCUACCAUCUAUCAAAUCUGGCCAGCUUCAUAUAAAGAUUCAAAUGGAGAUGGUAUUGGAGAUAUUCCUGGAAUUAUUUCCACUUUGGACUACCUUAAAGACUUGGGUAUUGAUAUAAUAUGGUUAAGUCCAAUGUACAACUCUCCUCAAGAUGAUAUGGGAUAUGAUAUUAGUGACUAUGAAGCGGUCUAUCCAAAGUAUGGUACCAUGGAAGAUAUGGAAGAAUUGAUUGGAGGAUUACAUUCCAGAGGUAUGAAGUUGAUUUUAGAUCUAGUUAUUAAUCACACAUCAAGUGAACACAAAUGGUUCAAAGAAUCAAGAUCAUCAAAAUCAAAUCCAAAAAGAAAUUGGUAUAUUUGGAAACCACCGAAGUAUGAUGAAAAUGGAAAAAGACAGCCUCCAAAUAAUUGGGGAUCACAUUUCUCUGGAUCUGCUUGGGAGUAUGAUGAAGUUACUGGUGAAUAUUAUUUGAGACUUUACGCUAAAUCUCAACCAGAUUUAAAUUGGGAAAAUCCUGAAGUCAGAUCUGCACUUUAUGAGUCAGCUUUACGAUUUUGGUUUAAUAAAGGAGUUGAUGGGUUUAGAAUAGACACUGCUGGGUUAUAUUCCAAAGAUCAAAAAUUCCCUGAUGUACCAAUUGUAUUCCCAGACAAAGCUUUUCAGCCAUGUGAUCUAUAUACUUUAAAUGGUUCCAGAAUUCAUGAAUUUCAUAAGGAAAUGUACUCUGAAGUUAUUUCAAAAUAUGACGUUAUGACUGUUGGAGAAGUUGGCCGCUGCUCUCGAGAGGCUGCCUUAAAGUAUGUAAGUGCCAAAGAAGGAGAGAUGAAUAUGAUCUUUUUAUUUAAUAUUUUUAAUGUUGGGACAAUCAGAGGGGAUAGAUUCAAACUCAACCCUUACAAACUAAUUGAUUUCAAAAAAGCUGUUGAAGAACAAUGUGAAUUCAUUGAAGGAACAGAUGCUUGGUCCACUGUAUUUUUAGAAAAUCAUGAUCUGGCAAGGUCAGUUACUAGGUUUGGUAAUCCUAAGUAUUAUGAAACCUCGGCUAAAUUACUAUCGUUAUUGCAAAUCACCCUUACAGGUACUUUAUUCAUCUAUCAAGGUCAGGAAAUUGCUAUGAGUAAUCUUCCAAGAUCCUGGUCUAUAGAUGAAUACAAAGACAUCAACACUGUCAACUAUUAUAAAUAUUUCCAAGAAAGAUUUGGAGAAGAUAAGGAUUUUGAUGAAAAGAAGAAAGAAUUGAUGGAUGCAGUUAAUUUGGUUGCUAGAGAUCAUGCAAGGUCGCCUGUUCAAUGGAAUGAUUCACCUUAUGGUGGAUUUUCCACUGUGGAACCUUGGACAAGAGUCAACGACAAUUAUAAAACAAUUAAUGUUGCAUCUCAAGUCGAAGAAUCCAAUUCUGUCUUAAAUUUUUGGAAAAGAUCUUUAAAAUUGAGGAAACAAUUCAAAGAUUUAUUAAUUUAUGGAUCUUUUAAAAUCUUAGAUUAUGAUAAUCAGAAAGUCUUUACUUACGUAAAGUAUAAUUCACAAUUUGACUCUACAUCUGCAAAUGCUUAUGUUGUGAUGAAUUUCUCAACUGAUUCCAUAAAGUUUGAAAAGUUAAUAGAAGGGGAUUUUCAAUUAGUCCAUUCCAAUGUGGAUAAUUUAACUGAAGAGAUAUUAACUCCGUAUGAAGGCCGAGUUUACAUAGUUUCAUAG
Scheffersomyces amazonensis is the source of this 1796-nucleotide messenger RNA. Its product is annotated as alpha-glucosidase. The transcript has a single exon. The record is from RefSeq and is a predicted model, not a curated record. Gene Ontology annotation, biological process: maltose catabolic process; sucrose catabolic process. Bases 72 to 1796 code for a protein of 574 amino acids. NCBI's taxonomy places the organism in Eukaryota, Fungi, Ascomycota, Pichiomycetes, Serinales, Debaryomycetaceae. Gene Ontology annotation, molecular function: sucrose alpha-glucosidase activity; glucan 1,4-alpha-maltotriohydrolase activity; oligo-1,6-glucosidase activity.